Molecule: messenger RNA, 1518 nt
Organism: Dipodomys ordii (Ord's kangaroo rat)
Lineage: Eukaryota; Metazoa; Chordata; Mammalia; Rodentia; Heteromyidae
Product: chromosome unknown open reading frame, human C17orf47
Exons: 3
Coding region: 1-1518 (505 amino acids)
Source: RefSeq, a predicted model, not a curated record
AUGGCAUCUACCCAGAAGGGUUCAGUCUAUCAGGUAGCCAAGUCAAGUAGAACUGGGUCCAAGAUAGCAGUUCCAGCACAUAGAGGGACUGAGACUAUUAGCGCCACUCAACGGGGACAUGGGUACAUUAAUUCCUCAAGCCAGCAAAAUGCUGCUGUCUCUCUGAGCCCCAAUCCCCAACGAAGAUCAGAAGCUAUGUAUAACACCACUGCCCACUCAGCAUCUGACUAUCUUCGAUCUCUGUCAAUGCAGUCAGGGCCUCCCUUAUAUACAGCAUACCAGAGGGGGAUGGAGACCCGACAAAGAACAGAUGCACCCCGCCAUUCCUCUCCUCAUCGAAAGAUGUCAGCUUUCCCAACCAUGAAUGCACAACGGAAUGUUAGUCCAAUCAGAGAGGAAGCAAUGCGAAGUGUCGACAGCAAGCCAGGUCGUGAUAUUGGCCACCGUAUCUCAUCUCCUGAUGCCAAAUCCCCCCGUCGCUUGAGUUUUAUAGAUGAAAAGGAAAGCUUACAAUUACAAAACUUAGAAGAAGAGGACCCACCCUCCAAGGUCCAGAACCCCCAAGGGGUCAGAGUUCCUCGUAGGAUUUCAUCUCAUCCAAAGGAUGAAGCAGUACAAACAGAUCCCAUCCGAAAGAUUUCCAAUAUCAAUGAGGUCAAAUCUCCAAGGAGUGUCUAUACUGGCGGCAGCAGGGCUCCUGCAGACCACCGGGCAGUCCUUAGGCGGACCACUGCCCUAGAGCCAGAAAUGGGUCCUACCAACCCAGUUCUUCCUGAACCAAAAGCCUCCAUCAAAAAUACAAAAUUGGCACCAACCCUCAAACUCUCCGUUCUUAGAGACUUACCUAGUGGAUAUCGAGUUCCUGUACGUUCAGAGGGGGAGCCUCUCCAAAAGCAUUAUGUAUGCACUGAGGCUAAGCCCCCCACAAAGGUUAUAAUACCAUCGGAGGUGGAGGCCAAUGAGAAGUCCCUGAAACGAGACAGUGAGAUUGGCCGCAGGGUCACCAUCUCCCCAAUGGAAUACUCAGUGCAGGCGGCUCACCGUUUGUCAACUCGAGGAGGAGUGUCUGAAGCUCCUCACAAAUCUCCUAUAUACCCAGAACCCUGCUCGAAGCCUUCCAUCCAGGCAGAACUGGAACUGACCCCUCGGCCCUUACCCCCUCGGUCCUUACCUAGGUAUGGGCCUGACUGCUCAUGGUGGGCCUUACUGAAUCGUGAAACUGAAAUGCCCCAAAGCCGGCCAUGCACACCUGAUUUUGAGCAUAAGUCCCCUCCUCCCCUAGACCCCAUAAUGUCCUUUUAUGAAAUGGACUCAAACCUUUUCUGUGAAGACUUAAUGUUCCAGAGAGAAAAACCAUUCCCUCAUGUCCUCAAGCAUGCCAGCAAACAACUCAUUCAAGGGUUUAAUGCUUUCUUCCUGGAUGUCUCUGAGGAAAUGCAAAAUCGAAUUCUCUGGUGGCUAAAAGGUUUGUGCCUUUCCUUCUUGUGGGUCCAUUGUGGAGGGAGGGUUAAAAGAUAG